UAUGAUGAGAUUGUUGUUAUAGUCGAGUACUGUUCAUUCUUUUCAUUCGGUUUUUAUGAAGAUGUAUUGCCAAUAUAAGCCAAGGAGUCAGCAAGAUUGUUUGAACAACAUAAACGAGAUAUACAGCAAAUUGGCUGGGCGCACGUCAAGACUAGAUUGAGAUUGUUUGUCAUUUUCGAUUGUACAAUUAUUGUUACCAUAGUAACAUCAGAAACAUUCUCAUCUUGGAAUCAUUUUAUGACUUGGAGAAGAACAAUCUAAAUGCAAGAGACUCAAGAUGAAGGGACACAGAAUUAUGGCAUUUUCUGUUUUUACGGUGAUGGUUAAUCUCUGGACCCCUACUGAUGCCACUGCCUCAGAAUCUUGCUCGGAAUCUGUUGAAUGUAUUCCUGAUGUGGCCUGUCAACAGAGAACAUGUAACUGUGAUGAAGCGACUCUCAAUAUGAACGCCACCUGCUCAGAAUGUAAUAUGACGUCUCUUAUGAGUGAGCCAUGCUGCUGUGAUUUUAUGCCUUACUGUAUCAUGAAACAACGUGCAGAACCACAGCUUCUUAUUCGCAGUAUUGCGAUUGAUGACGUCAAUGGUUACCAACAAACCAAGGCUGAGGUAUUCUUGCUAAAAGACACCAGAUAUGUUCGAGUUUCUACAGUGAUUCUUGCAGUAGAGGACUGUCAGGCUGUUGGAGGAUUCCAAGCAAUUCAAAUUAUUCAAUCAGAUGAAGCAUGCCAGGAGAAUAUUACCAGUUCACAAUGGCCAACAUACAGCGAUUGGGAACUGGAUGGUACAACUCAUAAUAGUAUCUACCCAGAAGAACUUUCGAUUACAGAUUCUAGUUGCUAUGGUGAUACAACCUGGAGCUGCACCGAUGGGCUUUGUGCUUACACAUCAUCAGAAGAUCCAAUCACCCGAUACAAUCCAUCAGAUCAUUAUGACUGGUGUGGUGACACGUCAUGGCUAGGAUGUGAGAUUUCAUCAUCUUCUAAUCUAACAGAAAGUUAUGCCGCAGAGUUUGGUAAAUUCCGUCUGUUUGAACCCGCUCUAGACGGGGGCUGGGCUCCUGACCUCUACGAUACACAACCCUUCAUUCAGAUACAAUUCGGUGAAUUUCGGACGAUUAUUGGCGUUGUAACUCAAGGAAUGGCUGCUAAUUUCAAUCGCAGGAUUGAUGCAUUUCAUAUUGCCUACAUGAGUGGAGAUGAAGAAUUCUUUAUUAUGAUGGGUGACAAGAGGAAGACUUUUAAUUCAAGCGUCCGGUUCUACAGCGAGACUGUUUCUUUGUUUGAACCAGUCGUAACGACCGUCGUAAAACUACUUGUAACAGAACCUGAAAGCUUGUAUUUGAUUGGUGGAAGAUUCUCCGCCAUUGAAGCAGCGGAUUCUGCUGCGAGGAAUAGUGAUAUUUGGAAGACUCUCCAAUCAGAUUCACCUACCUGGUCUUUUGCCGCCAAUGAACUUCUUUCACCUUCAUCUCCGAACAAGUCUAAUGACUGGGAACUAUCCUCACAGAACGAUUUUCAACCUCUUGACAUCCCUACUCUCAUUGAUGAACGUGUAUUGGAUCUUGGUGAUGAUCUUAACCCAGGAGAGAAUAUUAGUAUUAUUCGUGAUACCUUCGUUCUUGAGAUUCAGCGAUCUACAACUAGAGAACUGUGCAUGAAUGACCUCUCUGUAGGUACAGAAAGAAACAAGUAUUCUUUUCCGAAGAAGUUCUUUUGUAAACAGCACAGUUCCAACUCAGAUGCUGAUCAAAACAUAAUCAUCGGAUUGACGACCUACUCAACCUUGGGCGACAUCUUUAACCAAUUUCAGAUAGGAUCAUCAGAAGACGACGUCGUUGUCUUCGAGGAGGAUGUAAUCGUAGCUGAUAUCAUAUCAGCUGUGGUAUACUUUGACUCUUCGCAAGAAUCUGUGCCUUUUCGAUUCACCUUAAGCUAUACCAAAGAUGAUAUUGAUGAAUACAGAUUUCCGACCUGCAAAUUUUGGGAUGUAGAAACAAAACGAUGGAGUUCUUAUGGUUGUAACAUUGAGAACAGUUCUCUGACUGGUAUCUCAUGUUUCUGUAAUCACACCACUAGUUUCUCAAUCUUGAUGAGCCUAUCCAAAGAACCUCAGAAAUACGACAUUGCCUCUGAUAUCUUGACCUACGCUGGUUUAGGACUUUCUGUGGCAUCUCUUGUUAUCAGUCUCAUCAUAUUCUUUGUUCUCAGACACUCUAUGACCGCUGAUCGCGUGGUUGUACAUGUUAACCUGAUGAUCGCCAUUUUACUUGCUGACGUCACAUUCCUAGCAGGAAUAGACAGAACUAGCAAACCGCCCAUCUGUAAAGCUGUGGCGUUCCUUCUUCAUUUCUUCUAUGAAGCAGUGAUCUGUUGGAUGCUCGUAGAGGGCGUACAUCUCUAUCGUCAGAUUAUCAGAGUGUUUGAGUCGGAGAGACCUCGAACAUGGAUCUACUUUUUAGUCGGGUGGGGAAUACCGGCAGUCAUCGUGGGUAUAGCUGGUGGCCUAAAGCAUGCAAGCUAUGGCGUCGGAAAAGCUUGCUGGUUGUCUACGAUGGAUAACACAAUCUGGUUUUUUAUUGGACCUGCUAUUCCUAUCAUGAUGAUAAAUCUUGUAAUUCUCAUUCUGGUUGUAAAGACGGUCAUCACAGCUUCAAAGAAACAAAAUGAAGUCGGACAAAUAGAUCUGAUAAAGGCUGGAGUCCGUAGUUCUUUUCUUCUUCUCCCUCUGCUUGGCAUUCCAUGGCUCCUUGGUCCAUUUGUUCAUUUCAACUAUGCUUUGACCUACAUAUUUGACUUUCUUAAUACUCUACAGGGAUUCUUCAUAUCUCUAUUUUACUGUUUCCUGAAUUCAGAGGUUCGACGAACAAUCCAAUCGAGCAUGCGCAAAACACGUGACAGUCAGAACGCUUCAUUUACCCAUUCUUCUGACAAUAGUAAGAAGACACAUUCAUCUGUGACGAUUCGUAAGGUCCGUGUAAGCCCAGCCCCACCAAACUGUGACAAAUCUACCGCUGAAAAGUAACAGCGCUCUUUCCAGGCCAAUGUAUGAUUCACCGAGGGUGGAUCCAGCUUUCGCCAGUAAGGGGGGGGGGGGGUAGUCCUAACUAAAGACUGAAGUUUUAGUAUAUCUUGGUUUGAUUCUUACAAUUAUUACAUCUUUGAAAAUUUUGAUAAAUUCAACGUAUCAUACAAAUGUAUCUUGUAAAGUAAAACCUAUCGAAAUGAAAGCUUGAUGCCUUGAAUUGUUGUUGUGGUUUAAUGAAAUAUUAUUCAUGUUGUCAUAGUGACGAAAUAAUAAAGCAUGUUCAUUAUCAUGACAGGUUGAGAAACUGAUAAUAAAAAACAUUUUUUACUUGAUUGUAUAGUCAGAAAUCUGUACCAUGUCGGUUGUUCUAAAUCAAUAGUUUCAAAGUUUGUUCUGGAGAGUAAUUUAAAGAUUCUGAAGAGAGGAAUGAACAAUGAAAUCAAGGAACAACAGCGCGGAUGAUAAAGGAUACUUAAUAUCAGAUUUUUUUUUGCUUGAGUCAUUCACCUUGUUUCUUUUUACAAAAACUUGUUUACUGUUUACUUUAUCAAUCACACUGAUAUGGAAUAUUUCUAGCUCUUUGAACAAUUUCAUCAUUGUAAAGGAAAUUUUAAUGUCUUGAAUAAGUGAUUUGUAUGUUUAGUUUAUUUUACUCCUACUUAUAGUAAAGGAAAUGAUACAAUCCAUGCACCCCUAUAACUGUAUAAUGCAGUUUUACCACUGUUGUCCCUUCCUGCCAAUUGUCUUUCGUGUUUUACUCUUGGAAAUGUGAAUUUAUGGAAAUAAUUGAUUUGUUGAUUAAAUAUUCUCUGUAGCUCAAAUUGACCGCUGUUUCGCAUACAAAGCCAGCCGAAGGGUUGGUAAAGGUUAAAAAAGUGAAUUGUAUAGUACUAUUAUUGUCUUGUG
Molecule: messenger RNA, 3931 nt
Organism: Lytechinus variegatus (green sea urchin)
Lineage: Eukaryota; Metazoa; Echinodermata; Echinoidea; Temnopleuroida; Toxopneustidae
Product: adhesion G protein-coupled receptor L3-like
Exons: 26
Coding region: 278-3022 (914 amino acids)
Biological process (GO): cell surface receptor signaling pathway; adenylate cyclase-activating G protein-coupled receptor signaling pathway
Cellular component (GO): membrane
Molecular function (GO): G protein-coupled receptor activity
Source: RefSeq, a predicted model, not a curated record